AUGGCCGGAGGGAUUGACACCUUGCAAUCCCUGUACUCGCGGUCGGGGAGGUCGUUUUCCGACAGCCCUUCUUCAAAUGCAGCGGGUGGGUCUCGUCGUACUGCUCGACGAGACCAAGGACAUCAACAAUCAGCUGGGCACGAGGCUCCCAGCUGUCCCACGCCGGUGGAUAGCCACGCCAGCGGACGAGGUAACUCGUCCGGACGCCAUUCACGUUGCGUUGGUUUAAAAUACGCUCCAACAGAAAGCGUUGAUCACCGCCAGAAUCCACCAAAGGAUGUGGUGGCGGUAGGAACACCUGAUCCGGCUCGAGGGUCGGAUCAACUUGAUGAUCAAGAGCUGAACCGUCUAACGGAACAGUUGCAAGAUGACCUGGAUCGUUAA
This is a messenger RNA of Peronospora matthiolae, 384 nucleotides long. Lineage: Eukaryota; Oomycota; Peronosporomycetes; Peronosporales; Peronosporaceae. The record is from the annotation of a GenBank genome assembly.